Molecule: messenger RNA, 1786 nt
Organism: Salvia splendens (bonfire salvia)
Lineage: Eukaryota; Viridiplantae; Streptophyta; Magnoliopsida; Lamiales; Lamiaceae
Product: TGACG-sequence-specific DNA-binding protein TGA-2.1
Exons: 9
Coding region: 559-1629 (356 amino acids)
Biological process (GO): DNA-templated transcription; regulation of DNA-templated transcription
Molecular function (GO): sequence-specific DNA binding; DNA-binding transcription factor activity
Source: RefSeq, a predicted model, not a curated record
CUGGAUUUUUGUGCUCCUACAGAAAUUUCUAGAAACUAAUCCAUUUACUUAAAACUGAACAAUUUGGUACAGGAUCCAGUGCAACUCAAUCCCCACACGUUCCAAAUUUUGGUAUUGAAGAUCCUGCUAAUAAUGUUGGCCGAAGUAAGUCUCCUAACUUUUUUCGGUGGUAUAGACCUUACAUUUCUUUAUCCUCAUUCAUCAAGCUUCUACCACAUCUAAUCUGUUGGACCAUAUAUGCUCUCAAGAAAAUAAGCUAGUUUGUGGAUUCUUAUAAUGAUUUUCAAGCAUUUUAGAUGCUUGCCCAUGGAUAAGCUAGUUCCAAAUAACCUUAGUUUUAGCCUUUGAAGAGAAGAGAUGAGGGAGUCGAUCAAAUCAGCAGAUACUUAACUCUCGACCAAGCACUUCUAACCAUUGUUUAAAAUGGUAUGUGGUGAUAUUGCACCUCUCUGAUGUAUACCUACUCCAGGUCCUGUAUUUAACCAAAGUAUCGAUCUCCAGUCCGGUGCAUUCAAUAAGACGUAUGCCUCGGCCAACACAAAAUUUUCAGCAGCUCUAAUGUGCUCUCAACCAGUUGAAUUGCAGCCAAAUCUAUUCUCUACUUCCAGUGGCCAACAUGAAAACUGGGGAGAAUCCAACAUGGCAGAAUCCAGUUCCCGGAUGGACACUUCAACUGAUUUGGACCCAGAUGACAAAAACCACAAGUUUGAUGCUCAAUCCGCUGGUGUUGGGGUUUCAGAUUCCAGUGACAAAUCAAAAGAAAAAACCUCGACAUUGCGAAGGCUCGCCCAAAAUCGUGAAGCUGCCAGGAAAAGCAGACUGAGAAAGAAAGCCUAUGUACAGCAGCUAGAAAACAGCAGGCUGAAGUUAACUCAACUUGAGCAGGAACUACAACGUGCACGUCAGCAAGGUGUCUUCAUUUCGAACUCGGGAGAUCAGUCCCAUGUGAGGAGUGCCAACGGGGAGUUGGCUUUUGACGCCGAGUACGCACGGUGGACGGAAGAACAGAACAAACUAAUCAAUGAGUUGAGAACAGCGGUCAAUUCGCAUGCAAGUGACCCUGAACUUCGUACUCUCGUGGAUAAUGUGACGGCACAUUUCAACGACGUUUUCAGGCUGAAGACUAAUGCAUCCAAGGCUGAUGUAUUCCACAUCUUAUCAGGAAUGUGGAAAACACCUGCGGAGAGGUGUUUCAUGUGGCUAGGUGGCUUCCGCCCCUCAGAGCUUCUCAAGCUUCUUGCGAACCAGCUGGAGCCGCUCACAGAGCAGCAGUUGACGGGGAUCUACAAUCUGCGGGAAUCCUCUCAGCAAGCGGAGGAUGCCCUAUCACAGGGUAUGGACGCAUUGCAACAAUCACUAGCUGAGACGCUAGCCAAUGGCACUUCAGGGCCCGAAGGCUCGUCUGGAAAUGUCGCCAAUUAUAUGGGCCAGAUGGCGAUGGCGAUGGGGAAGUUGGGAACUCUCGAUGGCUUCCUUCGGCAGGCCGACAACCUACGAGAACAAACUCUGCAACAGAUGCACCGAGUACUGACCACCAGACAAUCAGCUCGAGGGCUGCUCUUGAUACAUGACUACUUCUCGAGGCUCCGAGCUCUUAGCUCUCUUUGGUUAGCUAGGCCGCGCGAAUGAGGUAUGGUUCAAUAUGGAAUAACAUGGCCACAUGUUGUAAAAUAUGGUGUGUUUUAUUAUGCUUGCUGUUGUCAAAGGGUAGAGAUAGCAAUAAUGUUAUUAUGGUUGCUUGUAUUUUCAUUACAAUUUACUCAGAUAAAUGUAAAGUCAUUCUACA